AUGCCGAUGCCGGUUUGGUUGUGGAAGCCGAAUCGCGAGGUCGCUCGAGAGCCACAACAGAGCGACGAGGAGUAUCGUGGAUGCUGCAAUUCGUGUAAAACUGAGACUUGCUUCAAAGUGGUUCUCGGAUUAUAUUGUUUUCAACUUGUCGGGAUGGCCGGGUUGAUCCCACAAUCGCCCUUGGUUGGUGGGCUCAGUUUCCUUACCGCUCUCCUCGGCAUCAUUCUCGGUUUCAUGGCGCUUCGAACACAGAAACCUUUCUACAUGCAACUCUUCUGGAUUUUACAGGUUACCUCUACAAUUUCCUCGACAAUCAUCUUGGUUUCGAACGAGAUUUUGUUCAUAAUAGCUUACAGUCAAAUGGAGGAUACACGUAAAGAAGAAAAGAAGCAAUUGCUAGCGGCGUUAAUUGUUUGGACGUGUAGCAUUUUGAUCGCGAUUCCGCUAGCGUUUUGGAUUCUACGCUCAAUCUAUACGUAUUACUGCUAUCUCAGAGACCGUCAAAUUUGGAUCGAUCAACAAUGGAGUCCAAAUCGCUGGUUUCCCGGCCAUCGACGGGCUUUUUGGCGAAAGCGGCGAUAUCCAAUCAAAUUCACUCUCAUUCGAGACCCGGUUGAUCGUUUGGUUUCUUUGUAUGGACAUUUUUGCGAGAAUCUGAGAAAGUGUGGUGAUCGCAAUAUUCACCAGUUUAUCGCCUGGCUUUAUCUGCUUUUCCGACACAGGAAUAGGGAUCUCUUGCAAGGACAAGACUUCCGACUUCUCUACUAUCAUGCUAUUCCACAAUCCGGAUUCUGUAAUCUUGAUGAACAGCGACAAAACUUUUUCAUUAUUCGCUAUUCAAAUGAUCGAAAAGACAUGUAUCGACAGUUUAGUCGUCUUUUCAGAAGGGCUCGAAUACCGAAGCAUGUCGCUAAAAGGGCCCUUCGUCACUUGGUCCCGGCCGAUGCUAAGCUUGGUCCAGUCAUUCACGAGAAACAGUCG
Molecule: messenger RNA, 981 nt
Organism: Mesorhabditis belari
Lineage: Eukaryota; Metazoa; Nematoda; Chromadorea; Rhabditida; Rhabditidae
Source: the annotation of a GenBank genome assembly